This is a messenger RNA of Plutella xylostella (diamondback moth), 846 nucleotides long. RefSeq names its product calmodulin, flagellar. Lineage: Eukaryota; Metazoa; Arthropoda; Insecta; Lepidoptera; Plutellidae. The record is from RefSeq and is a predicted model, not a curated record. Gene Ontology annotation, molecular function: calcium ion binding.
AAAUUUACAUGAAAUAUCGAAAUUUACUGUUUUUUGAAUAGGUACUUUAAAAUAAUCUAUAACAAUGACUUAUGAUAUUUUGAACCCGUUAAACACUAUCACAAGAUUUACGCAGGAACAAAGAAACGACAUUAAUGAAUGGUUUAGUUCCGAGGCAAAACCAUUACUUUCAGUAGAUGACAGUGACCCUAUCAAUGUUGUUACCGUUGAACAAUUUGAACAAUUUCUGGGUUUGAAAAAGUACCAUAGAAGAAAUUUUUACUACCCUACAUAUGCUGAAAUUAUGAAAGAAGUGGAAAGAUUAAAAAUGGGAACAACAAGAGUUCUAACAGAAAAACAAGUUUUUUUCUUGCUUAACAAAUGGCUUAUACAUCCAGAAAUCAAGAAAGAAUUGCUACUUGCGUUUAGGGCAUUUGAUACUGAAAAAAGAAAUUUUCUUGAUACGAAUGAAUUAAUCGAAAUUGUGACAAAAGAUGGUGAUUUAUUUGAUGAAGCUGAGAAGAUCGAAAUGCUAAGAGAUGCGAAUAUUCAUGGCGACGGAAACAUUUAUUACGAAGACUUUAUUGAAAGCAUGUUUAUUCAAUUUCCCCAACUCAAUCAACUAAAAACAGAAUACCUUUAUUUAGACCCCGAAGAAGACCCUUCAGUGCCACCAUUGCCACCUUCAUCACUUGAUCCUGAACUGGAGCCUGAAGAGGAAGUUUCAUCGCCACAAACAAAAAAAUCAAAAGGAUCUUCAAAGAAGCCAAAAGGUCCAAAGUCGAAAAAAGGGAAGAAAGGAAAGAGUAAAAAGCUAUAAGUAAAUUGCCAUUUUAAAUAAUAAAAGGCCUGUGAAAUAAAAAAAUA